CGCGAAUGUUGUUAUCUUUAUUUUGAUGGUCGCCUUCCUAUUUAACAAGGUAGCAACCUGAGUGAGACGGAGCCCCCGUUACUUCAGAAUGAGCGACCGACUCCAGAAUGUCUACGGUUGCGAGAAUCGAGAUAAUUACUGGAAAGCCUCGCGCGUUUUCCCUUUUCCCAUUUCCCUUUCUAACGAUGGUCCACACUUCCUAACCCCGGCUAUGACACCCGGAGCACCGAUAGCACCGGAAGGGAGUCGCCGGACAUGGGUGGAAGCUCAGCGUUGCACUCGCUCGAGCGCCAAUCGCAGCAGCAGCACCUGGCAGGGAAUGCGCAGCCUACAUAGAUAGUACUGCGGUACAUGUUAUGAGACAGUUCGUGGGCAAAUCGCGAGCCCCUGACGGUGAGCGGGGUUAUCCGUUGAAGGGUAUCCGUUGAAGGGCACGAAACCUCUCCGACUCCCGAGGCCUGGAAGCCCGAGACGCGACUCUUGGGCUUAAGGCGCGAUGGAGACCUUCGAUUGCGUCGUUGUGGGUGCCGGAUGGUACGGGCUGGGAGCGGCCAAGCAAUACCGCUUCACCAACCCGGGGAGUUCGCUGGUGGUGUUUGACGGGCAGUCCACGCUGGGCGGCACUUGGGCCGCGGAGCGCCUGUAUCCGGGCCUCAGGAGCAACAACCUUUUGGGGACUUACGAAUAUCCCGACUUUCCCAUGAGUACCGCCAGGUUCAAAGUCCCCGUCGGCAGCCAUAUUCCCGGAGAAGCCAUCCACGAGUACCUCAAGGCAUAUGCAGCCGAGUUCGGUAUCGCCGACCAUAUUCGGUUGCGCACGAGGGUCCUGUCGGCCGAGCACGUGGACGAGGCCGGAGGAGGUUGGAUUUUGACCGUCGCCUCCACGGGCACAGGCACGGGCACGGGCGACGACCAGGGGCAGCAACAGACGCGUGUCAAGGCGCGCCGGCUCAUUGUCGCCACGGGGUUGACUUCGGAGGCCUUCCUCCCGCAUUUCGACGGGCAGGAGACCUUCGGCGGUCGCGUAUUCCACGGCAAGCACUUCCAGCAAAACCGCGACACGUUGAAGACCGCCAAGUCGGCCGUGGUGUUUGGCGGCACCAAGUCUGCCUGGGACGCCGCUUAUGCCUACGCAACUGCAGGCGUGGAGACGCACAUGGUCAUCCGGUCAUCCGGCCACGGGCCCUGUUGGAUGUCGCCGCCGUACGUGACGCCGCUGAAGCGAUGGAUCGAGAAACUUGCCAACAUACGUGCCCUCACCUGGUUCAGUCCCUGCGUCUGGGGCAGCGCAGACGGCUACGUCCGGAUCCGCAACUUCCUGCACGGCACCACGCUGGGCCGGAAGAUUGUCGACAUCUUCUGGAGCAUACUCGGCGGCGACGUCAAGUCGCUGAACCGAUUCGACUCGCACCCCGAGACGGCCAAGCUCAAGCCUUGGCUCGACGCCAUGUUUGCGGGAACCAGCUUCAGCAUCCUCAACUACGAGACCGACUUCUUCCAGCUGGUCAGGGACGGCAAGAUCCGCGUCCACAUCAGCGAAAUCACCCGUCUCAGCCCUGGAAAGGUGCACCUCUCGGACGGCGUCCAGCUGGCAGCCGACGCCUUGCUCGUCAACACGGGCUGGAAACAAGUCCCUCCCAUCCGGUUUCUCCCCGAGGGCAUCGACAAGGAGCUCGGCCUGCCGCACAUCCCGGACGGCUAUGACAACAGCAACAGCAACGGCAACAGCGCCCCCGGAGUGACAGACGACCUCGCGGGUGAGCAGGGCGCGAUCCAGCAGGCCGACUCGCAGAUCCUGGAGCGCUUCCCCCGGCUCCGGAAGCAGCCGGUCUGGAACCGGGCGUACACGCCGCUGACGGAGCGGGCGGGCGUCGGGACGGCCGAGGCGGUGACGCCGAGCACGCCGCUGGCCCCCUUCGUGCUGCACCGCUUCAUGGUGCCGCCGUCCGCGCGCUUCCUGCGCACUCGCGACGUGGCCUUCGUCGGGAUGGUGUCCAACUUUAGCAACGUCAUCACGGCGCACCUGCAGGGUCUCUGGGUCGGCGCGUACUUUCGGGGCUUGUUGCCGCUUGCGGGCCCGGCCGCCGGUCUGAACGGCGACGGUGGCGACGGCGACGGCGGCGACGGCGGCGGGGAUGAUCUCGAGGCUCUCCGCCGCGAGGCGCUGCUGCACAACCGGUUCGGGCGGUGGCGGUAUCCUGUGGACUGGGGCAGCAGCCGCGCGCCGAGCUUCAUCUUCGAUGCGGUGCCGUACUUCGAUCUGCUGCUGCGCGACCUGGGGCUCGAGACGUACCGGAAGGGGGGCGUGCUCGCCGAGGUGCUCAGCCCUUACGGGCCGGAGGAUUACCAGACCGUGAACGAGGAGUGGGCGGCGAAGGUGCAGGCUGCUCUGUGAUGGAGCAGCACGGAGAAUUUCCGCGUUGAAAUUGUUGGAUUCGCUUUUCUUUUCUUUUCUUUUCUUUCUUUCUUUCCCCCA
Thermothelomyces thermophilus ATCC 42464 is the source of this 2476-nucleotide messenger RNA. RefSeq lists its product as uncharacterized. The record is from RefSeq and is a predicted model, not a curated record. The transcript has 4 exons. Lineage: Eukaryota; Fungi; Ascomycota; Sordariomycetes; Sordariales; Chaetomiaceae. Gene Ontology annotation, molecular function: NADP binding; flavin adenine dinucleotide binding; N,N-dimethylaniline monooxygenase activity. The coding region runs from base 497 to 2395 and encodes 632 amino acids.